Molecule: messenger RNA, 2361 nt
Organism: Daldinia vernicosa
Lineage: Eukaryota; Fungi; Ascomycota; Sordariomycetes; Xylariales; Hypoxylaceae
Product: aconitase family protein
Exons: 9
Coding region: 1-2361 (786 amino acids)
Molecular function (GO): hydro-lyase activity
Source: RefSeq, a predicted model, not a curated record
AUGCCCAUUCUAGAUGAAAUGUUCUUGAGCAUGGCAGUUUCUAAUCAGAUUAACGACUUGCUCCGUACAUCACGAAAUGUGCACAUAAGGAGAGAUGAUGGGUCUCGAGCAAGUAUUUGUCUGACGUCGCCAAACUAUGGUGGCUUAGGUCUUACUCCCAGCACGCCAAUAGCUGGAGAUGUAGCAUCUGAAGUAUUGCUAUUAAUCACAGCUUGGCUUGAAGCGCUAAACUCUGCCGAUCGAGAGAAAGGAGUCGGUACCAGAGUUAUGAGUUUUAGACCAGCGGAUCGGCCUUCGAUGAACUUAACCGAAAAGAUAUUUGCUAUGCACGAUGUGGACUCGAAGGGGUAUGUAAGGGUAGGAGAUACUAUCCGUGUUGCAGUUGAUUGGAUCAUGGCAUCGGAAGCAUCAUGGGGUAGUAUGGAAGCGACCUACAAUCAGCUGGGAUCCCCGGGCAUAUUCCGGAAUGAUCGGUUUUGGCUUGCCGGUGACCAUGUCGUUGACCCUAGGGUCAAUGCUCAUCCCAAAAUCAAGCCCCUUAUUGAAGCAUCCGAAAGAGCUAGAAGGGUGUUCAAGAUGACGGAGUACCAAGGAAUGAACUACACAAUUAUGCACACCGAAUUCUUUAGGGAGCGUGCACAGCCUGGAAUGCUCGUCAUAGGGUCCGACUCUCAUACGUGCUCUGCCGGUGCAGUAGGCAGUUUGGCCGUGGGGCUAGGUGCUGCGGAUGUGACAAUGGCUCUUGUUACCGGUGAAAUUUGGUUCAAGGUACCAGAAGUCGUUCAAAUUCAGUUUGUAGGACGGCCGCCUAGGGGUAUCAGUGGAAAGGAUGUAAUACUCUAUGUCUUGCAGCAACUCAAGAGAAACACCGUAGCUGCGGACAGAGUAGUGGAAUAUACUGGACCGGGUUUAAGCCACUUAUCGCCAGAUGCUCGAUUCGCCAUUGCGAAUAUGACCACUGAGUUUGGGGGCAUCAGUGGCAUCUUCGUACCUGAUGAUGUUACGAAGUCGUUUAUUGACUCGAGGAAGAUCGCACGACACAGAAAUUCAUCCCACUUCAUGCGACCCGAUGAUGGCGCCAGCUAUGCCGAGACAGCGACUAUUGACUUAUCGAAAGUGCAAUCUUUCGUCGCGAAGUAUCCCCGUCCCGAUGAUGUUGUCCCCGUGUCGGAAGUACAAGGCCAGAGGCUUGACGGCUGCUUUAUCGGCGCGUGCACGACGGCCGAGGAAGAUAUCAUCAUGGGCGCACUAAUCUUAGAACAGGGCCUGAAGGCAGGUAAAAUACCCGUGCCAAAUGGCAAGAGAAAGGUUGUUCCAGGUUCGAGGCCAAUCAUAGACAGACUUGAAAAGAGUGGCCUGGCAGAUAUUUACAGGACGGCAGGAUUCGAAGUAGGUGUUCCUGGAUGUAGUUAUUGCGUCGGUAUGUCUGCGGACCAAGCAGGUCCUGGGGAAGUAUGGCUAUCUUCUCAAAACCGCAAUUUCGAGAACAGAAUGGGUAAAGAUUCCAUCGGAAACCUAGCAUCAGCUGCGACAGUAGCCGCAUCAUCAUUCGAUAUGGUUAUCACGAACCCUCAGGCUCUAUUAGAUGCUAUAGACCCAGCAAGAUUCGAUGCGCUUAAGGGAAGGGGUUCCCUACAGACAAUAUCAAUGACGCCGCCGGCUUAUGUUGAGCCAGCUUCUGUCGAUCAUUCGCGUGGUUCGCAACCAAACGACGUGGUCUUUGACGGUAACGUCCAAAUGAGCGAUAGCAUGACGGAGACUACGGGAGAAUUGAAAGGAAAUAAAAUAACCGGAAAAGUCCAGAAACUAGGCGACUUUAUCGAUACAGAUGCUCUGGCACCGGCGCAGUUCUUGGUAGAAUCCAAAACCGACGAAGCGCUUGGCACGCACUGUCUCGAGUUUACACAUCCAGACUUCCGUCGAAGAGUCAAAGAGGGUUACGAUAUCGUAGUCGCUGGGAAGGCAUUCGGCUGUGGCUCGUCGCGCCAGCAGGCAGUCUCGGCAUUGCUAGGAUGUGGGGUGAAAUGUGUGAUAGCACGGUCCUUCGCGUUUAUUUACAGCCGUAACCAGCCCAGUCUAGGCCUUCUCGGUAUUACCAUCAGCAACGAUAACUUCUACAGACUCGCACAAGAUGGUGCUGAACUAAGCGUCGACCUGGAUACCAAUGUGCUCUGUGUCGACGGUAAGGAAUUCCCAUUCCAGCUGAGCCCCAUGGAGAAACAACUCAUGAACUUGGGCGGGAUUACGCCAGCGUUCCAGAAGUUUGGUAAGCAGCUAUUCGAAGCGCUAUGCUCCGGUGUCACUGGUACCGCGAAAUCUGGUCAGAGGCGUAAGGAAGUAAGCGAUGGGUUACAAUGGUAG